GCGACACGACGAGACCAAUGGACCACAACAACGUCAGAAUCCCGCGCUUCCCGCCAAGACCCGGAAAUUGUCUGCGCCGUCUGGCGAAGAAAGAUAUGAAGAUCUGACGACGUGAAGACGUGUAGACAUGAACUCGUGAAUCGUGAAUCCCAUUGUUCCCUUCUAUAUUACUUCUUUUCUCGCAUUUCGCAUUUCGCAUGCAUGUCGCUGCUUCCCUUUAGUCAUUCCUUCUUCCUUCCAUUUCAUUAAUCAUCCAUUAUGGCAGAACCAUUUCCCACCCUCAACUCGACAUCUCCGGACCCUUCGCAUCACCAUACGGGUAGCGCGUCCGGCGAGAACGGCUCCAUUCGACAGAGACGACGAAAGAGCACCGGACUACGCGGCGAACCUAGGGGCGAUACAGCUGCACCCGCUUUCGCGACUCUGAAUGAUCGGACGCCGAGUACCAUGGGGACGGAGACGCGGUCGGGAGCUCUCACGGGGAAGCGAUCCGAAAAAUCCCAGCGACGGUCCAAGCGACGAAAAGUCCGCUCAAUAUUCCAACGAUGGAAAUCCAUUUCAUUUCGGCACACUUGGCUGAACCCGCUGCUUCUCUGCCUUGCCGUCGUCGGGGUGUAUCGCCUUUCCCCGGGCCCGUCGAAUCCCCUCCAUCCCGCCCUGUUCCUCUCGUAUCCUCGCGGUCCUAAGGAUGAUGAUCCCUCGGCGACCAUGUACGGCAAAGGCAAGAAGGAUUUCGCGUUCGUCGCGUUCUACACGAUCUUCCUAAGCUUCACGCGCGAGUUUAUCAUGCAGCGGUUCCUGCGGCCGUUGGCAUUGCACUACGGUAUCCGCAAGCGAGCGAAACAGGCCCGGUUCAUGGAGCAGCUGUACACCGCGAUCUACUUCUCCGUGCUCGGCCCGUUCGGGAUGUACGUCAUGUCGAGGACGCCCGUGUGGUACUUCUCGACGCCCGGAAUGUAUGCGGGCUUUCCGCAUAAGGAACUAGAGGGCGUCUUUAAGGCCUACUAUCUGAUCCAGGCGAGCUACUGGCUGCAGCAGAUGAUCGUCCUGCUCCUGAUGCUCGAAAAGCCACGGAAGGAUUUCAAAGAGCUGGUCGCACAUCAUUUUAUCACACUCUCCCUUAUCUUUCUGAGCUAUCGCUUCCACUUCACUUACAUGGGAAUUGCUGUGUACAUCACGCACGACAUCAGCGAUUUCUUCCUUGCUACCUCAAAGACGCUUAAUUACCUAGACUCGCCCGUCGUGGUCCCAUACUUUGUGCUCUUCGUCGGGAUUUGGACCUACCUGCGACACUACAUCAACCUUCGAAUCAUCUUCUCGUUCUUCCCCCAAUUCAGCUCCAUCGGUCCGUACCAAGUAGUCUGGGAGACCGGACAGUACAAAUUCUGGGUGGCGCAAAUCAUCACCCUCUCCCUCCUCGCUAGCUUGCAGGCCGUCAACAUGUUCUGGCUGUUCCUCAUCCUUCGCAUCGCCUAUCGGCUCGUGCGCGGCGGUGAGAAGAAGGACGACCGGAGCGACGAUGACGAAGACGAAGAAGAAGAAGAAGAAGAGACCAUCGCACCCCACCCGGUCAAACGCGAACCCGAGAUCCACGUCAUCGGGAUGGAUAAAGCCCCUGGCCACAAAGCGACGGCGAUGUCAUUGGGUGUCCCAGUCGCCAAUGGAAAACUGGGGAACGAGUCGGACGCCGGGUCGGCGUCAGAAACCGGCCGAACGUUGAGGAGGAGUCCGAGGAAGAGGAAGGUGUGA
This is a messenger RNA of Eremomyces bilateralis CBS 781.70, 1749 nucleotides long. RefSeq names its product longevity assurance proteins LAG1/LAC1. NCBI's taxonomy places the organism in Eukaryota, Fungi, Ascomycota, Dothideomycetes, Eremomycetales, Eremomycetaceae. Gene Ontology annotation, biological process: ceramide biosynthetic process. Gene Ontology annotation, cellular component: membrane. Bases 259 to 1749 code for a protein of 496 amino acids. The transcript has 4 exons. Gene Ontology annotation, molecular function: sphingosine N-acyltransferase activity. The record is from RefSeq and is a predicted model, not a curated record.